Molecule: messenger RNA, 885 nt
Organism: Saccostrea echinata
Lineage: Eukaryota; Metazoa; Mollusca; Bivalvia; Ostreida; Ostreidae
Product: putative peptidyl-prolyl cis-trans isomerase dodo
Exons: 3
Coding region: 31-492 (153 amino acids)
Cellular component (GO): nucleus; cytosol
Molecular function (GO): peptidyl-prolyl cis-trans isomerase activity; protein binding
Source: RefSeq, a predicted model, not a curated record
UUUGACGCCGACGAAAGAAAAAAAGACAGCAUGGCGGACGAUUUACCAGAAGGAUGGGAAAGGAAAAUGAGCCGGUCUGCCGGCAAAGAAUAUUACUUGAAUAUUUAUACCAAGGAAAGCCAAUGGGACCGUCCAACAGCUCCUGCUGAAAAGAGUCCUAUGGUUCAGUGUUCACAUCUUCUGGUGAAACACAGAGAUUCUCGUAGACCAUCAUCCUGGAGGGAAGAAAACAUCACAAGGACCAAAGAAGAAGCAUUGAAGAUUUUAAAAGGUUACAGGGAUCAAAUUGUAAGUGGACAGGCUACUUUUGAUGAGCUAGCUUCCCAGUUCAGUGACUGCAGCUCAGCCAAGCGGGGUGGGGAUCUGGGUCCGUUCGGAAGAGGACAGAUGCAGAAACCCUUUGAAGAUGCUACAUAUUCAAUGAAAGUAGGAGAGCUCAGUCAGCCAAUCGAGACAGACUCUGGUGUACACAUCAUACUGAGGACAGCUUAACCUACCAUUACUAUUUGUCAUAAUGCUGGGCAUUGAAUGUAUAAUUCUGACAGACAGCUCUACUUACAUCACCGUUUUCUUUUAGUUGGUGCAUCAUUAGUCUUUGUCAAAUAAGACAUAUUGAAUGAACAACCCCUUAUGAAUAUUGUAGUCUUUUCAUGCCAUGGAGGAAAAAUAGAUGAAAAUGCAUACGGUUGUAAGGUGUGAAACACAGCACUUGCCUCUGAAAUUCGUAAACUGCCGAGAGUGACAUUUAAUUUUGUUUUUGUAUAUGGUCUACCUUUGUUUAACUUUUGUACUAUUAGCUAUUUGAUGGAAUAUAUUGUCAUGUGAUUUCAAGUCUCCUUGUACUGUUUAUUUAGGUGCAAAUUAAUAAAUUACAUGUGCAAUGUU